Rhodamnia argentea is the source of this 1012-nucleotide messenger RNA. RefSeq names its product G-type lectin S-receptor-like serine/threonine-protein kinase At4g27290. Bases 106 to 885 code for a protein of 259 amino acids. The transcript has a single exon. NCBI's taxonomy places the organism in Eukaryota, Viridiplantae, Streptophyta, Magnoliopsida, Myrtales, Myrtaceae. The record is from RefSeq and is a predicted model, not a curated record.
AGUUGCUGGUAACCGGCUCAGCAUUGAAAUUGCACAGCGUUCUGUAAGGUAGACUUCAGCCAUAUAUUCUUGGUAAGCAUCUCUCGAUUUUUAAAACUGGCACCGAUGAGGAGGAUCCAGGGAAAAAUGGCAGAUGGCUUUAUGGAAAUUGGAAAGCUUUUCUCUUCACCGACUUUUCACUCUCUUUUUGUCAUCUUUAUGUCGGUGCUGAACUUGUCGGUCGCAUCUGAUACGUUAAGUUCAGGUCAGUCCAUUAAAGAUGGAGAGACAUUGGUCUCUUCAGGCCAAAGCUUUGAGCUAGGUUUCUUCUCUCCAGGAAAAUCCAAGAAUAGGUACUUGGGGAUAUGGUACAAAUUUAGUCCUGAAACAGUCGUUUGGGUCGCCAACGGGAACAACCCACUCACUGAUUUAGAUGGUGUUCUCACAUUUAGUGAUGAGAGGAAUCUAGUUGUUCUCAACCGAUCAAACAGUGUCAUCUGGUCUUCGAAUUCAUCCAGGGUUUUAAGAAACCCAGUUGCACAGCUGUCGGAUUCUGGUAACCUUGUUGUUUUAGAGAAUACCAGUUCACAUUCUGGUGAAUGCUCAUGGCAGAGCUUUGACUAUCCAACUGACACCCUUUUAACCGGUAUGCGAAUGGGACAGAACCUCAAAACCGGUUUCGAAUGGCAUCUGACUUCUUGGAAAAGCAUGGAUGAUCCCUCUUCUGGAGACUAUACCUAUGGAAUAAAUGUAGAAGGGUUGCCGCAAUUGGAAGUGCUCUACAAAGGUUUCAGGAAGAUACUUCGAGCAGGUCCACAAAAUGGGGUCCAGUUCCCUGGUACUCCGCAGUCUGAAAGUACCCUAUUCAAGCCCAUGUUUGUUUACAAUGAAACAUGUGUAUUUUGAGUUUGAACCUAUAAGCGAUGACAUCAUCACCAUGGUAAGAUUGAACCAGUCUGGUCUUGUGCAAUGUAUUCUGGGGAAGAAAGGGAGCUCUACAUGGGACGUUAUGGUCUCAAUCCCCCGCGAACCA